Messenger RNA from Geodia barretti, 1266 nucleotides. The record is from the annotation of a GenBank genome assembly. NCBI's taxonomy places the organism in Eukaryota, Metazoa, Porifera, Demospongiae, Tetractinellida, Geodiidae.
AUGAGUCUUCCAAUACCUGUUACCAACGAUAAUUCAAGACGCAUUAUCGGCGAAUCCGCACCGAUGCAGGCGGUUUUGCGUCAGGUCGCGCAGGUCGCGCCGACAAAAGCGACUGUUCUCAUCACAGGCGAAACGGGUGUUGGCAAAGAUGUCAUCGCACAGGCGAUCCACGAAAGUAGCCCGCGUAAAACCCGACUCUUUAAAGCGGUCAACUGCGGUACGUUUUACCAAGACCUCCUCCAAAGUGAACUCUUCGGUCAUGAAAAAGGGUCUUUUACCGGGGCAACGAGCCAACGGCGUGGUGUGUUUGAACAAGCGGACGGCGGCACACUGUUCUUGGAUGAGGUAGGCGAAAUGUCGCCUGAAGUGCAGAUUCCACCACUGCGCGAUCGUCGCGAAGAUAUCCCUUUCUUCGUUUCUGCGUUCAUCUCCGAAUUAAGCACAGAACACAGUAAACCCAUUACCGGCAUAACCCAAGAGGCACUCAAUUAUCUCCAAAAUGCUGACUGGCACGGCAACGUUCGUGAACUUAGAAAUGCUGUAGAAACCGCUAUUAUUCUGUCCGCCACUGAAGAACUACAGCUUAAAGAUUUCCCCUUGGAUUCGGAAUCUAAGCAGUUGGUUUCCUUGCUUCCUGUACAAGCCUCGAGCACCCAACUCGCGCCUACGCAGGUGAUUGACACAGCCAGUGAAGAAACUGAACUUCUUAAUCUGCCAGGAGGCGCAUUACAGGUUGUUGAUACCUCUGGUAGUGCAAUCGUAACAGAAAACAUAGCAAUUUACAAGACGAUCUUGGGGCUUAUCCUCUCUGCAAUCCGUUUGCUUGAUCCAGCUGCUGCCGCAAGCAAUGAGAUGCCGUUCCUAAUCCCAGAUGAAGAUACCAGUUGGAUGCAAAUUAGUGAAACGGAUGACGCGGCGGACGUUCUCAAAAAAGCAUUGGAAGUAAUUUCAACGAUAGCCAAAGUGCUUGAGAAUCGGGCACAGAACGGGAUCUUGCCGAUCGCUGCACCGGUCGAACAGCACGGUGGUUCACAGGUACCGGGCGAGUAUCUACCCGUGCUUGAUGACGAACAAGUCAUUGGCAUGGUCGGUAUGACAAUGGCAGAAAUUGAGCAAGCCGCUAUCCAAAAGACCCUCGUAGAAGUGGGGGGCAAUAAAACAGAGGCGGCGAAGAUUCUUGACAUCGGGGUCCGAACACUGCACCGCAAGUUGGACGCUUACAGACAAGAAACCGACGAUUCAGAUGAUAACCUCGGUCAAGCGUAG